AAAGACGUUCAGAUAGCUAGAGCUAGCUACCCUGGUUAGUCUCCCAUUCUAUGUGCAUCAUUGCCUGGUCCUGGUAGCUCUGUGUCGCUGCGGGCUGUGUCAUGGUGUCCAAGCGUGAAGCAUCCGUCAAUUCCUUCGUGCGAGAUAUCCCUCAAUCGCAACUGCUUUACGCAGCAGCUUUUGGUAUUGUGAGGGGUUUAUGCCUGAUCUCGCUCGCAAGUCACUAGCGCGCUGCUUACCCUGGGGAUCACAGCCAGCAAUGCUGCUGUUGCAGCGGGUAGGUUGGCUGCCCGAUGAGCAACCGACUUCGUGGAAGAGAUGGCUCUCAAGUCUUGACAUCAUAGGGGAACAUCGGCCUUCGGGCUUAGUCGCCGAUGAGUCAUUGCCGAAAAGCGCGGUGUCGUUAGGUGCAGGGGAGGUGAGCCGGGAGACUCAGUGUACGGGGCCGGCGCUGAGCUCCGGCAGGGAGGGUGGACCUUCUCCGCACGCCACGCGGCGUCUCUGCCGACGCCGGCGAUGGCCAAGUUACACAGUAGUACUAGGACUAGCGCCGAAGGCUGUCGUCAUUUCUGUUUUCCCGGUGACGAGGAGGGGUUCGGAUUGCAAAUCGCCGGUAAACCCGAGCCAGUUCGGUGUUUUUAACCUCUCCCCUCCCGGAGCCCCAAACCCCCCUUUCGGUCUGUUCGCCCCCAUCCGUCUGCAGCCACGCACCCUGCCUGUCAUCCACUCUCCACCACCAAAUCGCUCCCAUCACCCCUCACCAACUCGACGACGACCACGACCACCACAACAACCACAACCCGGAAUCACCCCCGCACCCGCCCACCCCAUCACCAUGUCCCGCCCGCGCGUCAUCCUCGGCCUGAUGACCUUCGGCCCGGACGAGGCGGCCGGCGCGCGCGUGACGGACCCGGCGGCGUUCACGCAGGUGCUGGACCGCUUCCAGGCGCGCGGCUACGGCGAGGUCGACACGGCGCGCACGUACGUCGGCGGGCGGCAGGAAGGCUGCACGCGCGCGGCGGGCUGGCGCGAGCGCGGGCUGCGCCUCGCCACCAAGGUCCGCUAUCCCGCUGCCGGCGGGGAGAACACGGCCGAGGGCGUGCGGGAGUCGGUCGCGGCUAGUUUAAGGGAGUUGGGGUUGGACGGGGUGGAGGGGGGGAAGGUGGAUAUUUUGUAUUUGCAUGCUGCGGACCGCGCAACGCCCUUCGCCGAGACGCUCCGCGCCAUUAACGAGCUGCACCAGGCCGGCAAGUUCGUCCGGUUCGGCCUGUCCAACUUCACGGCCUUCGAGGUGGCCGAGAUCGUCAUGACGUGCAAGUACAACGGCUGGGUGCGCCCGACGGUCUACCAGGCCAUGUACAACGCCAUCACGCGCGCCAUCGAGCCCGAGCUGGUCGUCGCCUGCCGCCGCUACGGCCUCGACAUCGUCGUCUACAACCCGAUCGCCGGCGGCCUGUUCUCGGGCAAGAUCAAGUCCAAGGACAUGGUCCCCGCCGAGGGCCGGUUCAGCGACAAGGCGGCCUCGGGCCGCAUGUACCGCGACCGCUACUACCGUGACUCCACCUUCCGGGCGCUGCAGGUGGUCGAGCAGGCCGUCGAGAAGGCCGGGCUGACCAUGAUCGAGACGGCGCUGCGGUGGGUGGUGCACCACUCGGCGCUCCGGGUCACCGACGGCAACGACGGCGUCAUCAUCGGCGUGUCGAGCCUCGAGCAGCUCGAGGCCAACCUGACCGACCUCGAGAAGGGCCCGCUGCCGGACGAGGUCGUCCGCGCGCUGGACGAGGCCUGGGCCAUCAACAAGGCUGACGCGCCCGUCUACUGGCACAAGGAGCUCAAGUACACGUACGACACGCGCGAGGCCCUGUUUGGCGCGGGGGCCCAGUAGGCUGCCAUUGACUUGCCGUCGUGGAGGGCAAAAGACACUGAACGUCAGUCCUUGUGGGAUGGGCAGCAAGCGUGCAACUCUCGUAGGGAAGCUCGUCGACAUCCGUUUGCCUGUCGAUGGCAGCUCCCGGGUUGUCUGAGCUUUAUCACGCCGGAGGUCACUGAAGGACAGGUGAUGGGCAACCAAUAUGAGCGAUGAAGGUCUUGGACU
Thermothielavioides terrestris NRRL 8126 is the source of this 2095-nucleotide messenger RNA. RefSeq lists its product as uncharacterized. Bases 836 to 1885 code for a protein of 349 amino acids. The record is from RefSeq and is a predicted model, not a curated record. The transcript has 3 exons. NCBI's taxonomy places the organism in Eukaryota, Fungi, Ascomycota, Sordariomycetes, Sordariales, Chaetomiaceae.